GUCGUCGUCGGGGUACGCACGCACGCACGCCGAGCAGCGCACUUUGGCUCCGGAUUCAGUGCGUUUUCUGUCGACUGUUCUUCGAGGCGUCGGCAUUUCGUCGCCAUCAGUCAAUCGUAGAAGCCGCACGAUUUUUCGUACCCUCAGCAGCAACUCACCAGCGCUUUUCGUAUUUAUUACAACAACUCUCUACGUAACGCAUCCGCCGUGUGUCGCGUGUGUGUUUUUCUGUGCCUCAAACCUGUUGUUCUGUGUGUCCUCCGUGCCAGUUUUUCGCCAUUAUUUGUUUCCGGUGUGUGGUUUUUUUUUUUGGAGUUUUUCUGUGUUGUCUACUGCAAGAUCCCCCCGGUGUGUGGUGCGUCUCCAUGCAACAAACCCUUAAGCCGGACACCGCGUGCUCUGGUAGUGGAGUGUGUUGAGCAGACAGUUGCGCUGCCGUCGGGAAAACGGAGAUUUGACGGGCGAGAAGUGAUGAUGUUCAGCGGUACGAGCGCGCACCGUGCGACCACCGCACUCACAUCAUCCUCAUCACUAUUCUAUGAUGUGCCAGAAUUUUAGAACUAAUAACACAACAAUAAAAUAAGUGAAACGAUUGUGCCUUCAAUUGCAAUAGUAUCUCUACGUGUGCGUAUGUGUACCGUGCAAAACUAGCCGCCAAUAAUAACAGAGUAACCACAGAGAGAGAGAGAGAGAAAAGAAGUGCCUUCUACUGAUUAUACUGUAUUCUGUUUGCGUUUAUAAAACUCCGUGAUCGUGUUUGGUGUGGGAUUAAGAAAAGGAAAGGGAGUUCUGGCCACUAAUUUCGUGCGUGUAACUUUCGUGUGAGUUUGCGCUUGAAUGUGCAGGAAUCACGAACUGGUGUCAGCAUCCAAGUGCAGCAGUAGCAGUAACGACAGCAACAACAACAAAGUCAUGGCCCACGGUGUUGGAGGUCUUGUCAUGGGAAUGAUGAUGGGAAUGAAGAGUGAAGCAGCAGCAGCAGCAGCAGCAGCAGCGGCCGCAGCCGCAGCCGUGGCUGGCAAAGUAUCGUCCUCACAUCCGAGCGCCACAUCGACGAUGCGAUCGGCAGGACCCCCACCGGCCCCGUCACCGUCGUCCUCGUCGGCAGGAGGAAAUAGUAACAACAACCACCACAAUGCCAAGAUGGGCUCCCGGCGGAUUUUUACGCCCCAGUUCAAGCUACAGGUACUCGACUCGUACCGGAACGAUGGCGAUUGCAAGGGUAACCAGCGAGCGACGGCCCGCAAGUACGGCAUUCACCGACGGCAGAUACAGAAGUGGCUGCAGGUGGAAUCGAACCUGCGUUCCGUUGUGGCCAACGGUGGCAGUGCCGUCGGUUCGGCAGCCGGCGGUAGCAACAGCAGCAGUGGCCACACCACCGCCACCUCCGGAGGAAGCGCCUCAUCAUCUGCUUCCUCGUCCGUUGCGUCGUCACCCUGCUCUCCGGUUGCAGCGGCGACGGCUGCCGGUGGUGGUGCAUCGAUGAAAAUAAAUCUUCUUAAUCAUCAUCACCACCACCCACAUGUGGCGCUGUCGCACCACCACCACCACCACCACCUCCCUCACCAUCCGCACCCGCAUCAUCAUCCGCUGCUGCACCCGAUGGCGCUCUCGCAUCAUCAUCAUCCGCAUCAUCCCAUUGCGGCGAUGCACUAUCAGCAUCAUCUGCAGGCGCCACCGCACCACCAUCAGGGUUUAACGAUGGCCGGGUUGCCAGCAGCGAGCUAUCAUCAUCACCAGCAUCAGCAGCAGCAGCAGCAGCAACACCAUCACCACAUACUGCCACAGCAACAGCAGCAGCAGCACCAGUUGGCGUUCCAUCAGCCACCGUUACCGCCACCACCACCAUCGUCCGGUGCUGGACUGGCCGUGGACAGCAGCAGCAGCAGCAGCGCGGCCAGACACCGCGUCGCGUCUCGCGGCGGUAAUGGUGCCGCCGGCGUUGGCGCUUCAUGUAGCGUGUCGUCGUCGUCGUCGUUGGCGUCGCCCGUCCAAACCCACACAAACCAGGCACGGCCGACCAGCUCAGCAGCAGCAGCAGCAAUACCUGUUUCGUCGUGUUCGCCCCUCUCGGUCGCUUCCUCCGUUGGUGGCGUUUCCUCGUCCUCGUCGUCGGUAUCAUCCGCGGUGUCCGCUUUGUCACCAGCUUCGCUCGCGGUGGUGCGUUCACCGUCGUCAACCAGUCUGCUGCCAUCGUUGCGUUCACAUGACGACGAGUCGCCCGUGCUGCCAUCUGGUGUUGGUGCGUCGUCGCCAUCGUUGAUCUUCUCGCCCGUUCCGUUGCUAGCAGCAGCAGCAACAGCAACAGCAACAGCCAACGGCGCUGGUGCUGGUAGCACUAGUGAGCAUGGUGCGGCCGCCGCCUACUACAACCAGUACUAUAGCCACUUCCGUGCGGCGGUUGCAGCGGCCGCCGUCAUACAACGCACCGACCAUCCGAUCGACUUGUCCCGUCCGUCGACACAUGAUCAUCAUGCGCAUCAAUUGGCAUCAGCUCCGUCGUCACCUGCAACAGCAGUGCGACAACCAUCGCCAGCCAUCUCAUCACACGACGGUGGUGAACAGACGGUCACAGUUGGUUCCGAUCACGAGGAGGAGAUCAGUGUUGUCGAGGAAGAUGAUGAACAUGAGGCGAAAGUGGCCGCGGCAGCGGCAGCAGCAGCAGCAACAGACAGACUGCAUCCCGGGUGCAACGAUCGCGAAAUGGAAGAGGAAGAGGAAGCUUGGGAUCUCUCCUGUCGGAACCGGGCUGAUCUGAAACGAUCCUACUCCGCCAUGCUGCAGACCAGCAGCAGCAGCAACAGCAAUACCGCCAGCAACGGUGGAUUGGCCGAUGCCAGUGAAACAAGCCGGCCACCCAAAUCGAUCAAGCUCUUCAAACCAUACCUGUUGGAUGAUGAGGUUGAAGGACGGAAUGGGGACGAGCAGCAGCAGGAGCAGGAGCAGCAGAACCGUCGCCGGCAACGCCGUGACUCGGCGCUGGUCGUUGAUGACGAUAAAGACUCGACGCGUGAAUCGCCUGCCAUCAGCGAGGAGCGCCAUCAUCAGCACUCCUCCACGCUUCAUGCGUAUCCAAUCAUCUGGAGCAACAGUAACGCCACGUCAUCACCGGUUUACUACGAGCAUCCGCUCUAUCCGUCGGUGCCGUCAUCGCUCACCGGUGGAGCACCACCAACGGCAGCAUCAGCAACGGUGGUAGCGCUCACUACUACCGACGUUGGUGAUGGAGAGCGUAUUCGCGGGUGGACCUCACCGCAGGCCUCGCCGGUGUCGGGCUACGAUAGCUCCACCUCGAUCUCCUCCGUGUACAGUGGACCGGAAGAGGAUACCAUCAUCACCUCGAGCAGCAGCAGCAGCAGCAGCAGCAUCAUCAGCAGCAGCGGCAACAGCGUGACAGCUAAUGGCAGCAGAAGAGGUGACGAUGAUGGUGGUGAUACUGCUGGUAAGCAGCAGCACCGCGAGGAUGAAGACGUUCUGAAGCAGCAAGCCAUCGAGAGCUUCUAUCACGAUGUGGCCUGCCGUGGGGAUUACCGUGCCGUGGCCAACAAGUACAACAUCAGUCGCAAGUACGUGGAGAAGUGGCUGCAACAGAAGCCGGAAACUGACGAUCACCACCACCACCACCAUCGCCACCAUCAUCACCAUCAUCAUCAGCACCGUCAUCAUCCGACGGGUGGAGUUUCCCGGGGAGCACCGCAACCACCACCUCCUCCAUCGCUAGUCGUUGGUUAGAUUCUCAGUAAGUUAGUUUAGCCACAAGCACACACACACACGUGUGUGCACGAUCGCGAUCAUCAUUGUCUUCGGAGGCCAUUUUUUUUUAGUGUGUAGUUUGUUAUAGUUUAACUGGAUUGUGAUAUAUUUCAAAUAUGUUUUUUUGGUCAAAUAAUCCGCGUAACAACAGAGAAGGAGAGAGAGAAAGAGAGCGACAGACAGUGAGGGAUCGAGAGGAUGGAAUAGAACGAAGAAGAGUUCUCCUCCUGGGAGAAGGAUAUAGGAUAGAAGCCGCCGAGAACAACACACGAGCAGGACUUGUGGUGUGUACUUCAGCUUGUCCCUCGAUCAAAAGCCAUACCCGGGGAGGUUGAAUGUGUGCUGCUUUCACACAUUAUUAGACCCUAGGAUUUCUCUCUCUCUCUCCCUCUCCCCGUCUCGAGAUAUAUCCUCCCGUGCGUCGCGUCAGGUAGUAGCAAUGAAACGCAUCUUCUUAAGCACCGGGAAUCCCCACUUUACGCAGGUGCGCGCAAUGCACCGGUUUGGGUGCCAUAAGGAGGAGAUGGAAGUGAGAGAAGAGAAGCGCGUAUCAUCAUCAGGAGCUAGGAGGAGAUCAUCUCAGGGGAUAUGUUAUUGGGAGCGCCAAAGCCCUCUGCAUCAGCACCACCGGUGUCUCUGCUGCUGCUGCUAUGUUUCUAUUGCAGGUCAGGUAUUCAAGGCAACUGAUUGGCUUCACUGGGAGGAGGGACACUGGGUAGGUGUUGAGCCAAACCUUUUGCCACCUUUUACGGCAGCAUAUUUAAUGAGACAUACACACCACAUAUUUCGGGUGGCGUUUUGAGUGAGGGCCUCUUUCGCACCUUUUUUUUCGUGAGCGGGAAAUUCCCAUUGCUCGCGGCCAAGAACUGGGAGAAGCGCAGCCCCUAAUCCUUCGCGCAUCCUUGCUGUGGAAAGUGUACUCGAAUGAACCCUGGAGAGGUACCGAUAGAGAGGGAACACGGCGGCAGGAUCAUUGAUAUGUUGGUGUGUGGCCCCCUUUUUUGUCGCAUAAUCAUAACCACAGCGGGGCCACAUUGUCUGAGGUUCUGAUCACCUGCGGCGCAGUAUGUGCGCACCACCUCCUCAAGUGCGAGUGGUUUUAUGUUUCCCCCCUUUUUUUUUAAGUUGCGCUUUUAAAAGCUGCCACCUCAUCAUUAUUGAGGAGAACGUUCUAUUAUUAGUUCACGAGCGGCGGCGACCACACCGCCGCGAUGAUGACA
Messenger RNA from Anopheles darlingi, 4973 nucleotides. It is a transcript of the gene brk, whose product is annotated as midnolin homolog. The transcript has a single exon. The coding region runs from base 838 to 3732 and encodes 964 amino acids. NCBI's taxonomy places the organism in Eukaryota, Metazoa, Arthropoda, Insecta, Diptera, Culicidae. The record is from RefSeq and is a predicted model, not a curated record.